AUGACAUAUAAACAAGAGCACAGUCACAUAGAUAGCGUAAGCAAGGUUUCAAAAUUAUCCAAAAUGCCAGGCCUUACCAUCGGAGACACUAUUCCUGACCUUGAUCUUGAAACUACGCACGGCAGAAUCAAGCUUCAUCCGUUCUGUGCUGGUGGCUGGACCACCCUUUUCUCUCACCCAGGUGAUUUUACACCUGUUUGUACCACUGAGCUUGGCAAGAUGGCUCAGUAUUCUAAAGAGUUUUAUCAACGAGGAGUGAAGCUAUUGGGUUUGUCCUGUGAUGAUCUGGAAUCUCACAAAGAGUGGAUCAAAGACAUUGAAGCACACACUCCAGAUGCGAAGGUGGAUUAUCCAAUCAUUGCUGAUUCCAAGAGAGAAAUCAUCAAGCAACUCAACAUGGUUGACCCUGAUGAGAAAGAUUCAUGUGGCAACCUACCCUCCAGGGCUCUUCAUAUUGUGGGUCCAGAUCUGAAGAUCAAGUUGAGUUUUCUGUAUCCUGCCACUACUGGGAGGAACAUGGAUGAGGUGCUGAGGGUGAUAGAGUCAUUGCAGAAGGCCUCACAAUUCAAGGUUGCAACCCCAGCAAACUGGAAGCCAGGGGACCCUGUUGUGAUUUCUCCUGGGGUCACCAAUGAGCAAGCUAAGGAAAUGUUCCCUCAAGGUUUCGAAACUGCUGAUCUCCCAUCAAAGAAGGAAUAUCUGCGUUUCACCAAAGUUUGA
Molecule: messenger RNA, 720 nt
Organism: Sphenostylis stenocarpa
Lineage: Eukaryota; Viridiplantae; Streptophyta; Magnoliopsida; Fabales; Fabaceae
Source: the annotation of a GenBank genome assembly